AUCUGAGUAUUUACGGUAGCGGAUCAUGGCGGACAUGGACGAGCUGUUCGGUAGUGAUGGAGACAGCGACAACGAGCAGCGCGACUCCAGUUCCGGCUCUGGUUCCGGUUCCGACUCGGAGCCGGAGCGUCCGCGCUCGGUCAGUAACGCCUCCGGCAGCGGGAGCGACAGGGAUCACGACGAUGACGAUGACGGACACGACGGCGGAAAGCCGAGCAACAAAGAGCUGUUCGGAGACGACAGCGAGGACGAGCGCGGCAGCGACAACCAAUCAGAACACUCUGGAAACGACAACCAAUCAGACGGCAGCGAGCACUCGGACGCGGAGCAGCACAGCGGUUCAGAGGGACAUCACGAGGAGGAAGACGACGAUGACGCUCACAGUCACAGGUCAGAUGCAGGGAGCCCCGCCUCUGGAGCGGGUAGUCCCGCCUCGGGAGCAGGAAGCCCCGCUUCCGGUGCGGGUAGCCCCGCCUCUGGAGGAGGAAGCCCUGUCUCCGGGGCCGGAAGUCCCGCCUCCGGGGCAGGAAGUCCUGUUUCUGGAGCAGGAAGCCACCGUUCCGGGAGAGGGAGCGUCACGCCGAUGUCGGAUCACUCGGACGGCGAGGGCUCGGUGAGAGACGGGCAGUCGGGGGACGAGAAGUGGGGGGGCGAGCGGAAGAGCGGCAGCCCGCGCUCCGACCAAUCAGAGGACGAGGAGAAGCAGCACCACUCAGACGAAGAGCGAGAUCAUUCAGACGACGAAAUGAGGGAGCACAAGUCUGGUUCGGCUAAAGGCAGCGACAGCGAGGACGACUUUAUAGGAAGGAAGAAGAAGAAAGUGGCGUCUGAUUCCGACUCGGACAGUGAAGGAGGACAGAGGGGUAAGAAGAGUGCGGCGGACGAUCUGUUUGGAGAAGCAGACGACAUCUCGUCAGACAGCGAUAAUGAGAAACCACCCACACCUGGACAACCACUGGAUAAUGAGGAGGGGAUGGAGGGCGAGCAGCAGGAGGAGGAGCCGCUGCCUGAGACACGCAUCGAGGUGGAGAUCCCCAAAGUCAGCACUGAUCUAGGAAGUGACCUUUACUUCGUCAAACUGCCCAACUUCCUCAGUGUGGAGCCCAGACCGUUUGACCCCCAGUACUAUGAGGACGAGUUUGAGGAUGAGGAGAUGUUGGAUGAAGAAGGCCGGACCAGGCUGAAGCUGAAGGUAGAAAACACUAUAAGGUGGCGCAGUCGCCGUGAUGACGAGGGGAACGACAUCCGCGAGAGCAACGCGCGCAUCGUGAAGUGGUCCGACGGCAGCAUGUCCCUGCACCUGGGUAACGAGGUGUUUGACGUGUAUAAAGCUCCUCUACAGGGAGACCACAACCACCUGUUCAUCAGACAGGGAACAGGACUGCAGGGCCAGGCGGUGUUCAAAACCAAGCUCACCUUCAGACCCCACUCGACAGACAGCGCCACCCACAGGAAGAUGACUCUCUCUCUGGCCGAUCGAUGCUCCAAGACACAGAAGAUCAGGAUUUUGCCGAUGGCUGGACGAGACCCCGAGUCCCAGAGGAACGAGAUGAUAAAGAAAGAGGAGGAGCGUCUGCGUGCGUCUAUCCGGCGCGAGUCUCAGCAGAGGAGGAUGAGGGAGAAGCAGCACCAGCGCGGCCUGAGCGCCGGAUACCUGGAGCCUGAUCGCUAUGACGACGAGGAAGAGGGAGAGGAAGCCAUCAGUCUCGCCGCCAUCAAGAGCAAAUACAAAGGAGGAGGACUGAGAGAGGAGAGAGCGAGGAUCUACUCGUCUGACAGUGACGAGGGCUCUGAUGAGGAUAAAGCACAACGACUCAUGAAGGCCAAGAAACUCGACAGUGAGGAGGAGGGAGAGAACUCGGGCAAGAGGAAGGCUGAAGACGAGGACGAUGCGUCCACCAAGAAAGCCAAGAAAUACGUCAUCAGUGAUGAAGAGGAGGAAGACUAGCGCAGUGUUAACUCUCUGUUUAUCUCUUCACUUCUUUUCUAAUGUGUGUGUGUGUGUGUGUGUGUGUGUGUGUGUGUGUGUUGGGGGCCGGUGUGUUUUAUAAAGCUGCUUCAGUGGAAAAUAAAGAAACUGUUGACCCUGUGA
This is a messenger RNA of Clarias gariepinus (North African catfish), 2092 nucleotides long. RefSeq names its product LEO1 homolog, Paf1/RNA polymerase II complex component (gene leo1). Gene Ontology annotation, cellular component: Cdc73/Paf1 complex; nucleus. Gene Ontology annotation, molecular function: RNA polymerase II C-terminal domain phosphoserine binding. Bases 26 to 1948 code for a protein of 640 amino acids. The transcript has 12 exons. Gene Ontology annotation, biological process: transcription elongation by RNA polymerase II; positive regulation of transcription elongation by RNA polymerase II. The record is from RefSeq and is a predicted model, not a curated record. NCBI's taxonomy places the organism in Eukaryota, Metazoa, Chordata, Actinopteri, Siluriformes, Clariidae.